Messenger RNA from Phycodurus eques (leafy seadragon), 3839 nucleotides. RefSeq names its product cylindromatosis (turban tumor syndrome), like (gene cyldl). Gene Ontology annotation, biological process: protein K63-linked deubiquitination. Bases 245 to 2524 code for a protein of 759 amino acids. Gene Ontology annotation, molecular function: cysteine-type deubiquitinase activity; K63-linked deubiquitinase activity. The record is from RefSeq and is a predicted model, not a curated record. Gene Ontology annotation, cellular component: cytosol. Lineage: Eukaryota; Metazoa; Chordata; Actinopteri; Syngnathiformes; Syngnathidae. The transcript is spliced from 15 exons.
UGUCCAUAUCUAUGGCUUUCACGAGCAGUACAGAGCAGAAGUUGCGGAUUAAUUUGACAAGUCCUGUCAGAAAAUUGCCAAUGGACACUUUAUCAGAAGAAUGAGUAUUAUAAACGACGUCGCUCUGAGUUGAAAUCGAAGGGGAAGUGAGUCUCACGCAGACCAACUAAUGGAGACAAAAUAAAACGGACAAGCUAAGGAAUUGUAUAUCUACCGUCCUGCUUUACGACGUGGCCUCAGCAUCAUGACAUCGACAGGCAACCAGUUCUUCAUUGUCACUGAAACGCCUGAGUCCCCUCGACACUACCAUGCCGGUUGCAUAUGUUAUAUUCAUGAGCAUCAACAAAGUUUUGGCUUCCCCAAAAAAUUACAAGUAUUGGUACAACGCUCAUUGACACCAUUGUACUGUGAGGUGGAUAAGAGCUGUUUGGAGGAACUGAGUGCAGAUGAAGCUGGUCUGCUGCUGGCCCUCACUGACGACUCUGAAAGGCUCAAGUGGUUCAGAGAAAAAGAUGUUCUCCAUAGAGCACAAAGACUUUCUGAGGGAACUGAAGUGGUUGUGGAAGAAGGAAGAGAGAAAUUGAAUGGCAUCAUCCGCUACAUUGGAAACCUGUCAGAACCAGUGUCAGAAGAGCCUUUGAAGGAAAUAUUCUUUGGAAUUGAACUGCAGGGAGAAGACUUGGGCAAGGGGAAUACAGAUGGCUGCUACCACAAUGAGACGCUCUUCACUUGUGACAAAGACUGUGGUAUAUUCGCUCCUUUUUCCAGAGUCCAGCCACGUUGUUCCAACUCCGUAUCACCAGCCGGCCCAGAGUCCUCUCUGUAUUCAGAAACAGAAAAGCCAGUCCCAGGUGACAGAGUCACAUACUUCAUUGAAGAUUACUGUCGCUAUGGAAUGGUGGUGAAUGUCCAGGAAAAGGAUGCAAAACAUUUUGUGUUGAUCUCUACGGACACCGAUGCCACUGGGAAGACAGGCGAAGUUGAAGUCCCACUACAAUCUGUUUUUAAGGGAGAUUGUCCUGCUGAGUGUGAUCUGAAUGACCGUUACAGUCCUGCAGUGGAACAAAAAUCUGACUUGGGUCUAGGUGUGAAUUCACUGGUGGAGGUGUCGUUGGGUACUGGCAGUUUAUAUGGAAUAAUCCGCUGGAUUGGCACCCUUCCUGGGCGGCAGGAAAUUAUGGCUGGACUUGAACUUGAGGAGGACAAGGGAGUGAGUGAUGGUACCUUCAAAAAUGUGUGUUUCUUCCAAUGUCCUCCCAGGAGAGCUCUAUUUGUGAAGUACAGCAGUUGUCGUCCUGAUGCACGAUUUCUGAAUGAUGGUGACAAAGAUGUGUCACCAAAGCAUAAAGUGACAGACAGAGAAAGACAAAAGAAUAUUGGAAAAAUGGAUCCGGUUGCUCCCAUCAGCACAGAUCAAGUUGACCAAAUUCUGAUCGGACAAAUGAAGGGGAUCCAAGGACACUGUAACUCUUGCUACAUGGAUGCUGCUCUCUUCAGUUUGUUUUCCUGCUCAUCCGUGCUGGACUCCAUGUUGUUUAAAUCGAUACAGCCAGAAGAUGCCCCAAUCCAGAGAACACUGCUCAAUGACAUUGUCAACCCUCUUCGAAGUGAGGGCUUUGUGGAAGGUCGACAUAUCAUGCAGCUCCGACAGCAGCUACAAAACCAUGGUUACUGUCACUCCUUCACCACAGAAGAGAAGGAUCCAGAGGAGUUUCUCACUAUCAUCAUGCACCACAUUCUUGCACUAGAUCCUCUACUCAAACUGUCAGCUGGUGGUAAAGUGCAAGAGAGUUAUUGCUAUCAGAUCUUCCUGGAGCAGAACCACAGCCUGGUCCUUCCGACUGUGCAACAGUUGCUGGAACAUUCCUUUCACAGUGCAGGACUCAAACUGGCAGAGGUGCCAUCUUGCCUCAUUCUUCAGAUGCCUCGCUUUGGAAAGAAAUUCAAGAUGUUUGACAAAAUCAUUCCAUCCAUGGAGUUAGACAUAACUAAUCUCCUCUCUGAAGGUCCUCAGCAGUGCAUACUUUGCGGAAACCUGGCCCAAGAAGAGUGCAUUGACUGUUUUGAAGAGCCUGUUUUCAGCCAGACAGGAUGUAAAAUCUUCUGCAAGACGUGCUCAGCUCAGGUUCAUUGCCAUCCUCAGCGGCGCACCCAUAGACCAGCAGCUCUCGACAUACCCGAGGGUUACAUGGCGCGAGGAGUACCACACACUCUGACUAAAGACAUAAUGGAGCUGUUUGCCGUCCUCUGCAUAGAGACAAGCCACUAUGUCUCUUUCCUCAAAUACGGGCCAAACAGUCACGACUGGAUCUUUUUUGACAGCAUGGCAGACAGAGAAGGAGGGACAGAUGGUUUCAACAUCCCUGAAGUGAGAGGAUGCCCUGAGGUUGGCAUCUACCUGGACAUGUCUCCAGCAGAGCUGGCCAAUCAGAUUCCUCGGGACAUGAAAGGUGUCGCCAAACGUCUUUUCUGUGAUGCCUACAUGUACCUGUACCAGAGUACCAGCAUGUGCCUCUAUCACUAAGUGGAAGAAAUCUUAUAGCGUUCAAUAUUUUGUUAUUUGUACACAUGGUAUGUCCUCACUUUUCUCAAUGCACAAUUGUUCCAAGAAGUUUCAGUCAUUUGUCUUAAAAGUACUAUUUGACAAAUAAGACAGAAAUUACACCAAAAUGUAAAGACCUUGUCUCUUCCUGCUGUUAUAGUAAUUUCUAAAUGUUAAUUUGUUUUGUGUUUGUAAAUUCGUCUUGCAUAGUUGUGCCUCAAUUCCCCAAUGAAGAAACCCUAUUAGAGUGUAGGCAUUUUUAGGCCACAGCAUGCAAAUAGACUGUGACUUCCUAGUUAAAUCUGGAUUUACUGUGUAUUUUGUAAUGAUUCAGGAUGUUUUCAGGACCACUCAAACAGCAGUAAAGGUUUUAAUGAUGCCACCCGUUGAUUAUUCCAAUGUUAUCUGAGAUCAUCUGUUCUGGGGCAAAGUCUUAUUUUCAUUUUGUCUUUUUCAGCACAGUACUUUAGAUUUUUGGUGAGAAAAUUGCGCUGUAGUAUACUCAAAACUUGGGGCUGUCUCUAUAUUAAUUAUGAGAGUUUCUAUAUAGUAAUGGAAAAAGAAUAACUGCACAAUAUGAUGGAUUUGUUUUUGCUCAAGUGUAAGUUUUGUAAUUUUGAUUUAUAUUGAACAAACAAAUGGGGGAGGCUUAAAUGACUUGACAAUAUGUUAGCAUGUGUACAAUAUUAGUCCCGGUUGGUCCAGGUAGCUUUCUGUCACAUGAUCAUUAUUUGGUUGUCCGCUAUGUUGGAGGUCGAGAUAGGGAGAUAAGACUACUAGACCGAGUCGUGUUGGUUUUUGGUCGUUUUCCCACAUUUGUUUUGAUGUUGGAUAUCAAAUUUAUUUAUUCAAACGCUCAAUAAGCACCAGAAGAAAACAAUGCAUUGGCCUUCAACAUGGCAGCCAUGAUCGUGUUCAGAAGUGUGUGAUGUCACGGUACAUCUCUAUACUCUUCUGAAAAUUUUCACUGGCUUUUCAUAGUGCCCUAUUGUUUAUGCUAAAUUGUUGAGCCAUUUACCCUGAGAGUAGGAGAAUCUACGGAGCCCCUAUGGCCCGCCACACAAUGCGCAAUAAAAGUGAGAAUAAAGGCGAGAGUGUGGAUAUUUUAAAAGCGGUUUGUUCGCUCUCAUUCAUUUGACUUUACACGAUACUCUUAAGAAUUAUUCGCUCACCUGCCUUGACUCACAUAUGAACUCAAAGGUCCCGUAUUUUGCCAAACCAACUUGUUCUAGUAUUUCGGAUGUUAUAUUGUCUCUAUUGUGCCUCAGUUAACAUGUGAAAUAUGAAUUAAAAGUGU